GUACGCAGGGACAGUAGAGUAGAGCUGUAUGUGCAGACAUAGCUCUGUGUGUGAGUGUAUAUACAAUAUAUACAAUACGUAGAUGGUGAUGUAAACAUUGAAUUUUUGAAAACUAAAGCAAGUGUUGAUGUACAGCAAGAAGACAAGAUAGACGCAAAGACACAUAACUCUUGAUAAAGCCGUGACAGAAGAUGGCAAACCUCAUUAUUCGUAGUGUCCUUGUAAAUGGUUCCAGCAGGGGAAUCGGCUUGGAACUGGUAAAGGCAUUUCUUUCCAAACAGGGCCCACCAGUUCAGUCCAUCUUCGCAGCAUGCCGGAAUCCAGACUCAGCUCAGGAACUAAAAUCUCUAUCCUCAAAACACUCAAACCUUGCUACGGUCAGACUUGAUGUAACCAAUCCAACAAGCAUUGAAGAAGCCUUCAGUGAUAUUACAGAAAGACUGAAUGGACGGGGAUUGAAUUUGCUGAUAAACAAUGCUGGAAUUGCAGUCUUUCACUCACUGUAUGAAGGCACAGCAGAAGACAUGAUGGAAAUGUAUAAAACUAAUACAAUUGGACCAAUGCUGGUUACUCAGGCAUUCUUUCCUUUGCUCAAGAAAGCUGCUCAGGAAAAUCCUAAUGAAGUCAAGAGCUGCAGCAAGGCUGCUGUGAUAAACAUAUCCAGUGGCGCUGCGUCUAUAGAGAGAACACCACUUGAAUUCUCUGUACAGCCUCUUUUUGAAUACCGCUGCAGUAAGGCUGCACUGAACAUGUUAACACGUUGUCAAGCUGAGGCCUACAAAACAGAUGGGGUCAUUGCUGUGACAGUUGCUCCUGGCUGGGUUCAAACAGAUAUGGGAGGACCUAAGGCUCCCCUGAAACCAUAUGACAGUGUGGGUAGUAUGAUGAAAGUGUUCGACACCCUAACCGAAAAACAUAAUGGAAUGUUUCUGAAUUACAAAGGACAGACUCUACCAUGGUGACCUGGAGGAACAGUCAUAUUGGGCAACUUUCAUGGAAGACAAACAAGGGAAUGUACCUUUUUUUUGCUUUUUCGUUCAGUUACAAGUAUAAAACAUUUACAGCAUGAUGACUUCACCUGGCUGGUUAGUGAAAAUUAGAGUUAAUCAAGCAGACCAUAAUUACAAACAUAAGUAAGCACGAUCUAACUUCAUGCGCAAACACUCAUCUACUUUACAGCAGAUCUAAUGGUAAACAAAAUACCCUUCCUAUACUGGUCCUUAAAAGUAAAAAAAAUAAAAAGCAAAAAGAGAUGCUUAGACUUUUUGUCACAUGACCUCUUAUAAAGGGGAGGAUCAGCCGAUCUAUAUUCUGAUUUUCCUCAUCAGCAUAAUUCACCAACAU
Molecule: messenger RNA, 1344 nt
Organism: Rana temporaria (common frog)
Lineage: Eukaryota; Metazoa; Chordata; Amphibia; Anura; Ranidae
Product: C-factor-like
Exons: 8
Coding region: 192-962 (256 amino acids)
Source: RefSeq, a predicted model, not a curated record